AUGUUGUCGAACAAGCGGUUAGUUUUCACAUGUGCCCUAAUUUUUAGCAGUAAUAUGGCCCUACUAGGGUUGUUCGUAAAAUAUAAUAUCGGGGAAAAGUGUUACAUUACAGUCGACGAGCACCAAGACUUUCAUCCUGUUAUACCUGAUGAUUUUUUAAGUAUUGGCAUCGAUACAUCCGAAGUACAGAACUAUGAUUCUAUUGAUUUUACUAAGACGCGGUUCAGAGAGCUAGCCGCAGCUCUGUCUCCAGCGAGACUGCGCCUCGGCGGCACAAUGUCCGAUCGGUUGAUUUUCAGUGUUGAAGACAUCCCUUCGGCGUCGUGUGAUCACUGUCCAUCGGCACCUGGCGCAGAAUCAACUUGUACUGCAAUUCAAACAUUUUGUAAGCAUAAAUUUCUUCCAUUUUUCAUUUUGAGCGGCAAGAAGUGGACAGAAAUAAAUGAAUUUUGUUUAGCCACUAACAUUAAGUUACUUUUUUCUCUCAACGUAUUAAUCCGCGACGAUCACGAAUGGAAGCCUCAAAACGCUAUAGAAAUUUUAGAAUAUUCAAAGCAGAAGAAUUUUGAUGUGGACUGGCAACUUGGUAAUGAACCUAACUCAUUCCGUCACGUUUUUAAUGUAACUAUUAGCCCUCAGACUCUGGCUCAUGAUUUCAAAAAGCUUAGAAAGCUUCUAAACCAUCAUGGAUACAAAAAAUCUUUGUUAGUGGGUCCGGAUACCACUAGACCACAAGAACACCAACCAAAUUGUCUUCAGUACAUGAUAGAAUUCCUAGGUAACGGCUCUCACUUUAUAAACGCUAGAGCCUGGCAUCAGUAUUAUUUAAACAGCCGAACUGCAACGUUGGAAGACUUUUGGAAUCCAGAUACAUUUGACUUACUGAAGAAACAAAUUGAAACAAUGCAAAAUCACACCAAGAAAUACCAUAACAUCCCCAUGUGGCUGAGUGAGACGAGCAGUUCUUACGGGGGUGGAGCACCUGGACUUUCAAAUUCGUACGCUGGUACUCCACUCUGGCUAGACAAAUUGGGUUUGUCUGCUAAAUAUAAUAUAACUACUGUCAUAAGACAAAGUUUCUUCGGAGGGAAUUACAGUCUUAUCGACGAGAAGCUUGAACCGUUACCGGACUGGUGGGUGAGCGUUCUGUACAAGAGGCUUGUUGGUAAUAAAGUCCUACGCGUGAACUGUAAGUGCUCCCGCUUUCAAAGGAUAUAUGCUCACUGCACUAAUAGAAAGUAUACAAACGACACAACAGCCAUAACAGUUUACGCCAUCAACUUACAAAUGGAUAAAGCGAGGUUCCUUCUAAAUGGUACAGCUUUACACGGUGCCAAUUUGAAUAUAGACGAGUAUAUUAUAAAUGCUCCAUCUAACAACAGAAGAACUAAGACAGUACUCUUGAAUGGAUGGCCCCUUUAUUACGAGACAUCAUUUCCUGAUAUGCAGCCAAACCACAUUAAAUAUGGUAAUCAUAUAUCCAUGCCUCCGUAUUCCAUUGGUUUUUGGGUAAUUAAAAAUACCUCUAUACAAAAUUGUAAGUAAAUUAAAAAAAGGCUAUAAAAAUAUUUUCAACAAUUUAAAAUGUCAGAUCAGAUUAAUAGCUACAGGAGACU
Messenger RNA from Melitaea cinxia (Glanville fritillary), 1616 nucleotides. It is a transcript of the gene Hepa, whose product is annotated as heparanase-like. The transcript has a single exon. The record is from RefSeq and is a predicted model, not a curated record. Bases 1 to 1545 code for a protein of 514 amino acids. Lineage: Eukaryota; Metazoa; Arthropoda; Insecta; Lepidoptera; Nymphalidae. Gene Ontology annotation, cellular component: membrane; extracellular matrix. Gene Ontology annotation, molecular function: hydrolase activity, acting on glycosyl bonds.